Temnothorax curvispinosus is the source of this 2717-nucleotide messenger RNA. RefSeq names its product protein DDI1 homolog 2 (gene rngo). The record is from RefSeq and is a predicted model, not a curated record. Bases 322 to 1698 code for a protein of 458 amino acids. Gene Ontology annotation, molecular function: aspartic-type endopeptidase activity; protein binding. NCBI's taxonomy places the organism in Eukaryota, Metazoa, Arthropoda, Insecta, Hymenoptera, Formicidae. The transcript has 6 exons. Gene Ontology annotation, biological process: proteolysis.
UGAUCGUGUCCGCUCGUGUCUCGCCGCCGUCGGGGAAGUAUUUUUGCUGAGCUGGUCCCGUGUUUACAUCCGGAGGACUCGUCGCGAGAUCGGCCCGUUCCCUUCCACCGCGUCUCCCCGCCCACUCCGCACGAGUUAUCGGCCGCCAGCCGCCUUUCUCCGAUCGCGAUCACGUCGCGAUCGUCGCGGAUCCUUCCCGGCACUUUCCCGUCGACGGCGAGAGAGAGAAAGACAGAGAGAGAGCGAGGCGGACGCGUGGUUUGGUCUGGUUUGACGUGGACCUCGUGUUUUGAUCCGUGAAGCUCCACCGGCGCGCACGCGAUGAAGGUGACGGUGACGACGCUCAGCGACGACAGCGUGUUCGUUCUCGACGUGAGCGAGGAACUGGAGCUGGAGAACUUCAAGGCGUUCUGCGAGAUCGAGAGCGGCGUGCCGGCCCACGAGAUCGUGAUCGCGUUCAACGGCCGGCCGCUCAUGGACGACAAGAAGUCGCUGCGCGACCACGGGAUACGCGACGGCGACGCCGUCAUCCUCCAACACAUGCACCAGAGCGGGGGCAGCGAUCUGAACAUGCAAGGACCCUUCAACAGAUCCAUUCCAAUACUGGACUUCAGUUCCAUCAGAAUUCCCGGGACCAGCAAUAAUCAGCGCCCGUCGCCGGUCGCGAACAACAGAGUACAAAAUCCCCGCAGCGAGGACGAUCCGGCUAUGAUAAAGAACAUGUUCCUGGCCAAUCCGGAUCAGCUGGCGUUGCUGAAGCAGAAUAAUCCCAGAUUGGCCGACGCGCUGCUGUCGGGAAAUCUUGAUAGAUUUUCGACUGUACUCAGAGAGCAGAUAGCCGCUCGAGAAGAACGGCAAGCGCAACGGCUGAGAAUGAUGAACGCCGAUCCGUUCGACACCGAAGCGCAGCGGCUGAUCGCCGAAGAGAUCAGGCAGAAGAAUAUCGAGGCAAAUAUGGAGGCCGCGAUGGAGUACAAUCCCGAAACCUUCGGCACCGUCGUCAUGUUGUAUAUUAAUUGUAAAGUCAACGGAUUUCCGGUUAAGGCAUUUAUUGACUCAGGUGCACAAACUACUAUUAUGUCCGCUGCCUGCGCCGAGAGAUGCCACAUUAUGCGUCUAGUCGACACAAGGUGGGCGGGAGUCGCCAAAGGCGUUGGAGUACAACGCAUAAUCGGUCGUAUACACAUGGUACAAAUACAGAUCGGCAACGACCAUCUGACAACAUCCUUCAGCGUCCUUGAGGAACAGCCUAUGGACAUGCUGUUGGGCUUGGACAUGCUCAAAAGACAUCAGUGUUGCAUAGACUUGAAGAAGAAUGUCCUGAAAAUCGGAACUACAGGCACUGAAACUACAUUUCUGGCGGAAGGCGAUUUACCGGAGUGUGCAAAAUUGAGCGGGAACAGCGAUGAAUCCAUAGACGACAGGGAUCUCCAGCGAGCUCUCGAGGAUAGUACGAGGGAUGCUAAGAAACAGAGGCAGCAGCACGACGGGCAAGGCAGCAGUAAUCAUGGGUCAUCAAGACCCGCCGCCGCCUUAGAGACUACAAUCUAUCCGCAUGAUCCGUUCACGGAAGCCACGGUUAAGGAACUGGAGGCCCUGGGUUUCACCAGGGCACAAGUCAUUGCGGAAUUGCGUAGGUUUAACGGGGAUAAAACGCAGGCUACCGCCGCGCUGUUUGCGAAAUCAUUAAAAUUUUGAAAGUUGUCACGUGCGAUUCGAGUACGCGAGCUAUCGUGAAAGAGGAGACAGGCGUAGAUCGAAAUUGUGAAUAUAAGAUAGGCAAUAAAAGGAUGGUGAGGAUAAACAACGUUCGAAACAAUUGUUAAGUAUUUUCGUCAUCAACAGCUGUUUGAUAUACUUCUAAUUACAGUUGAUACUCCGUUCUGUGAAAUCGUUGAAAUCGAACUUGUUAAUAUGAAACUUCCUCGUAAUCUCCAUUCUAAUGGUACAUUUAUUCUAACAUCAUUUGAAUGAAAAUGCUAUUAUGGUCUGUCUGUUAUUUGCUUCCUAAUACAUACAGUCACAUAAAUGAGAGUGCUACGGAAGAACAUAAUUUUUUGAGAUUUCAACCGAUUCACAAAACGGGGAAGGUACACUACAAUAUGGCCCGUUAGUAAACGGAGAUUUUGACAAUAGCGGUGAUAUCGAAAAAUUUUUAUAGCUCGGAAACAAAUGGAAGAACAUUGAAAAACGCUGGAGAAUACGCGCAUUAGAUUGAAUCUUAUAAAAGUUUCAAGUUAAGAUGACGAGAAGUUAUAUUUGAAGUAUACUUCCUUGUAUAUUUUCUUACGCAUACGCGCAACGCCUAAUUGCAUUAUUUCCAAAGUAUAUAUAUUGUGUAAAUAAAAUAUAUAUACUAUUGUGCUAUGUUACAAUUGAUUAAAAGAGGAAUUAAAUUGUUACGUGACCUAAUACUUAAUGUAAUAAAUUGCAUUAUGCAUACUUGCAAGAUAUAAUUAUACAUUAUAUAUCAAGAUUUAGUUUGGAUGCCACAUGAUCUUGUAAAAUAAGACUUGUGUAUACGUAAUUGCGCUGAGGAGAGUCAGCAUAAAUAAUUAAGCGAUAAGAUUUUUCUACACGCCCCUCGAAAGAUGCAUGUAUCUUUCGCGGUAGGUAUUCUUUGUAGUUUUUUCAUUUACGCGGUGAAUAUGGACAAAUGUAUAUAUCUAGUAUUAAUAGACUCUAAAUAAAUCGAGCACGAAAUGGGAUAGACAGAA